This is a messenger RNA of Etheostoma spectabile (orangethroat darter), 763 nucleotides long. RefSeq lists its product as uncharacterized. The record is from RefSeq and is a predicted model, not a curated record. Gene Ontology annotation, molecular function: DNA-binding transcription factor activity, RNA polymerase II-specific. Gene Ontology annotation, cellular component: nucleus. Gene Ontology annotation, biological process: regulation of transcription by RNA polymerase II. Lineage: Eukaryota; Metazoa; Chordata; Actinopteri; Perciformes; Percidae.
AAACCGCACACCUUUCUCAGCCAGCUCAGGGACCACGACCUGAUCUCAGAGGACAAAUACAACAAAGUGAGUCGAAUGAAGAGUAAAGAGAACAUGAAGAAAGGUCUUUAUGAAAUUCUGGACUGCUUGGAGAGAAAACAAUCGCAGCGCAUCAAGACGUUCUGGACUUGCGUCUUCAAGGAGACCAUCAUGAACCAGUACCCCACCCUGCGGCUUCUGCGCAAUAGUCUCCUGGACGGGUCUUUCCAUUUUGAAGUGCCAGAGAGCGUGGAGAAGGCAGAUGAAGGGAAAAGAAAGGAGCUCUCAGAAGAUGAGGAGGAGGAGGAGGAGGAGGGAGAGAAGAAGCAGGAAAACUCGGUGAAAAAGAAGAGAAAACUAAGAAGUAGCAGUUUGUGCGAUAACGAUGAGGAGGAGCAGCCAGGUCCAUCAUCUCAGUUCACUCCAAGGAAAAAAUCCAAGAAACUAUGCUUCUCCUCUCCCCCGAAGAAGGGAGAGAAGACUGACAUUUGGAACUGGCCCCUCUAUAAGCUCCAGCUGCCUGUGACCUGUGGCGACCAGGCCGGGACGCUGAACAGACACAGACUGGCUCAAGGUAAGUACAACUCAAUCACUGAAGUAUCUGAUUAUGAAAAAGAAAUACCAUCAUCGUUGUCUUCUCUAUAAAGGAAAACCAAACACUGAAACCUGUGAAGUGUUACCAGGCUCAGAGAUCUUUAAUCAGAUGUCAUUGAAUACAAGGUUUUCUAUAAAACCUUUCAAAAGU